Nymphaea colorata (pocket water lily) is the source of this 1669-nucleotide messenger RNA. RefSeq names its product UDP-N-acetylglucosamine transporter ROCK1. Bases 545 to 1522 code for a protein of 325 amino acids. The record is from RefSeq and is a predicted model, not a curated record. Gene Ontology annotation, biological process: pyrimidine nucleotide-sugar transmembrane transport. NCBI's taxonomy places the organism in Eukaryota, Viridiplantae, Streptophyta, Magnoliopsida, Nymphaeales, Nymphaeaceae. Gene Ontology annotation, cellular component: Golgi membrane. Gene Ontology annotation, molecular function: pyrimidine nucleotide-sugar transmembrane transporter activity. The transcript is spliced from 7 exons.
CGUCCUCUCCUCCCUUCUCAGUUUCUUCUCCUCUCCAACAUUUCUGAUCCGACGCCGUCCGCCGACGCAAUUGUCUUCUGUUUUGAUUCCUUUAUGCGCCUAAUCGUUCCAUUGCGGCAAGGUUCUUGUUAAUUCUCGCCAAUUUUUAGUUUCCGGCGGACGGAUAACCGCCAACAUUCGUUCUCGUUGGAUGAGCCGUCCGUCCAGGACGAGGAAUGUACACUUUCUGGCGUCAUUUCUCCUGCUGGUCCGUUCCACUGGUUCUCCGGACGUAUUCUUGAACCUGAGGAGAAUAACAAUUUACCCUACUCGCGCUGAGAUCUGAAGCCUCACGGCAAUCCUAAUAAUGGAACGCAUGUGGGGGAUCCUUUUUCUUUCUGUUUCUGCAAAAAUUGUCCGUCUUUGGGAUGCGUCGAAUCCCAGUAAUUGAUGGCGUCAGCAUAUGAUUCAAGAGUGCUUCGUGGAUCAUAAGGUUGAGCUUUGGCAGAGGCCGCGAAAUUGAUCCCGGCGUUUUCCUGGUUAGGGUUUUCUUGCCUCUGCUAGAAUGGCGAUAAGGCAGAAAACUGUGCCGGGCACGAUCAGGACAGGUGGGAAGGUCUGGCUGUAUCUUGUGUUGCUGACGUUGCAGUAUGGCGCGCAGCCUUUGAUAACGAAACGCUUCACCGGGAGAGAAGUUAUUGUGACCUCUUCUGUUCUGGCAUGUGAAGCAGCGAAGGUUGUAUGUGCACUUCUGUUUCUUACUACAGAGGGUAGUCUUAGGAGGAUCUUCAAGGAAUGGACGUUGAUUGGUUCUCUAACUUCAUCAGCUUUACCGGCAGCAAUUUAUGCAUUACAGAACAGCUUGUUGCAGAUUUCAUAUAAGAACCUCGAUUCACUUACUUUUUCAAUGCUUAAUCAAACAAAAUUGUUCUUCACAGCAUUGUUUACAUAUCUGAUUUUAGGGCAGAAGCAGUCAGUUCAACAAAUUGGAGCUCUUAUCUUGUUGAUUUUUGCUGCUGUUCUGCUUAGCAUAGGGGAAGGUUCUGGAAAAUAUUCCGAUGGCUAUAAUUCAGACCAUGUUUGGUUUACUGGAAUUAUUCCUGUUUUGGUUGCAUCUGUACUCUCUGGUCUUGCUUCUUCUCUCUGUCAGUGGGCUUCUCAGGUGAAGAAGCACUCUUCCUACUUGAUGACUAUAGAGAUGUCACUUAUUGGUGGUUUCUGCUUGUUGGCCAGCACUUACAGUUCUCCAGAUGGGGAAGCCAUUAGGCAGUAUGGCUUUUUUCAUGGCUGGACUGCAUCGACACUGAUUCCAGUAGUAUUUAAUGCCCUUGGUGGAAUAUUAGUUGGACUAGUUACCACCUAUGCUGGUGGUGUUCGAAAGGGCUUUGUCAUUGUUCUUGCACUGAUUGUCACAGCACUGCUACAGUUUAUAUUUGAUGGGAAGCCCCCCACCUUGUACUGUUUAAUGGCUUUUCCUCUUGUCGUGAUGAGUGUCUCCAUCUAUCAGAAAUAUCCUUACCGUAUUAAGCGGAAGGAAUCUUGAAAGAUCAGCUCUUCUCCUCCAUUGUACGAUGCUACAGAUUGGCAUUAAUCAUCGUGAAUACAACAGAUAUGCUUUCAGCACUUGGCAUCACAAUUCUGGUUAUAUGUUAAUAUUUGAUGACUAAUCUCUCGAUCCAAGUUUUGGUUA